This is a messenger RNA of Hypomesus transpacificus, 1794 nucleotides long. Its product is annotated as zinc finger protein 350-like. Gene Ontology annotation, biological process: regulation of transcription by RNA polymerase II. Bases 720 to 1754 code for a protein of 344 amino acids. Lineage: Eukaryota; Metazoa; Chordata; Actinopteri; Osmeriformes; Osmeridae. The transcript is spliced from 2 exons. The record is from RefSeq and is a predicted model, not a curated record. Gene Ontology annotation, cellular component: chromosome. Gene Ontology annotation, molecular function: chromatin insulator sequence binding.
AUCAACUCAUUAAAUCGCUCACUUGCAGGUACAGUAGUCAAAUUUGGUAAUAUUUGGACACAACUAGAUCUUUACUGUGUCGUAUUAGAGCUACGUCAAUCUUUUUUGCUGCUAUUGCUUGCAGAGCAAAGGCGAAUACUUACAUGCGACGGUAUGCAUUAUUAAUAUACACACUAACAGUACAGUAUGAGUCAAAUUAGUAUCCUACACCACUCAUGUUUUGGAAUUGAUUUGGCUAGAGCUAGUGUUUUCGGUUAAAUACAGUUGUCAAGUACCAAACCAUUUCCGUCAGAUCUAGAUCAUUGUACUGAAUGAUAUAGCUCUAGGGUUCUAUGCAAACACAAAAGCAAAAACAUAAUGUGAGGUUUUGAGAAAUGCAUUUUGUGUGAUUUGCAUUUUACAUUUUUAUUUCGCAUAGCUUCAACUAUAAUCUUACCUAAAUACUGGAUACUUGGGCUACAUCAAGGAAUGUCGGUUCCAAGUAGACCACCAAAAAGCCUAGAACAUUGUAUGUAUUGAACAUAAAACAUAUCCCAUCACCACUCAAGUUUGUAAAGCAGCUAUCCCUUCUCAAUCUCCAAAACAGGGUAGCCUAAUUUCAGGGCUGUAAAUUAUGACUGAAUACAUCUAAUACAAAUAUUUCUUAACGUUUUUGGUCAACAGGAUAUGCUGCUUCCUCCUGCUCAACAAUACAUUCUGUGUCUUUAGCCCUAGAUCCUAUGAUCUUUUGCCAGUACUGUGGCUGGAUGGCAAGAAAGAGCCCAACCAGAUGUGCCCAUUGCCCUGCGACUACGGAUUCUGUCUCAAAACAGCAAAAUCUCCAGAUUUCCCUCAAAAUGGAACCAGUGAGCCAUGCAACGUCUGAGUCUUUCCAGGAAAUGUUGACGGUUUCCCCUUCUUCUGACAAUCCAGAUCCUAACUCACGCCCAGCCUCACUAGAAAAUGACCCCACUGGCUCCAAGUUGCUACCGCAGAGCCCAAAUUCUCCUGUAUCCUCCAACUCUGUCUCUCUUCAGCAAGCAGACAGAUGCCCGGCAGCUUUCCCCUAUUUAACAUUGGAGAAAACUCCCCACUCCAAGACGUCAUCUCUACCCUCACAGCGACAUGGGUCUGACCAGGAAAUUCAGAUCCUACAUCCAUGUCGCUUCUGUAAACUCACAUUUACAGCAUCUUACCUACUGCAUCAUCACAUUAAAGCUAGACACAAACACCGCUGCAACAUGUGCCCCCGGACAUUCCAUGGAGGACUUAAGCUUGCCCAGCACCAGGCUUAUGCCCACUUAGUAUCUCGUCCUUGCAACCUAAUCGGUGCUACCUCUUCCAACCCUGGUCCUCCUCCGACAACCAAUAGUAAUAGUAUUUGCAAAACAAGGAAACCAUACAUCAGCAACAAACAAUCUCUCGUGUGCCAGGCUUGCUCUCGUAAUUUCCAUUCGCCUGGCACGCUCCAGAAACACAGGUGCAACCCUCAACACGUGCAAUGUACUUCUUGUGGGAAAUACUUUGGCAGCAAAAUCUUACUCCGCCAACACAGUAACCAGAACAACUGCAACAGUGCCUGGAGGAAAAGCGAGGAGACAGAGACUAAAGAUGUCUUGCCCCUGGUCAACUUGGUCAGCCCACAGAGACACAAUCCGGUCUCAGACUCCCAGAACUCGGACUCCAGCAACCUACUCCCUCAGAAAGAUUCUUCACACCACUCCAGCGGUGACACAAAAACUCAAAUCUGCACUGCCAAUUCAAAAGGAGUUUAAUUACUUUAUUAUAUAAACAAUGGAAAGUCGGCUAUAAGAA